Branchiostoma belcheri (Belcher's lancelet) is the source of this 1734-nucleotide messenger RNA. RefSeq names its product four-jointed box protein 1-like. NCBI's taxonomy places the organism in Eukaryota, Metazoa, Chordata, Leptocardii, Amphioxiformes, Branchiostomatidae. Bases 238 to 1734 code for a protein of 498 amino acids. Gene Ontology annotation, biological process: cell-cell signaling. The transcript has 7 exons. The record is from RefSeq and is a predicted model, not a curated record.
ACGAUUCCGAGGGCUGGUAACACGUUUGUAGAAAGAGAGAAAGUCUCUUUGUAGAAAGAGAGAAAGACAACCUUUCGAUCAUAUCGCAAGGCUUUGUCUGUCGUAAACUGAGGGAAACCUUGAAAAUUUUUGGCCGCCAGUUAGUUCAGAGGUUAAUAAGGCCUGACCAUUGCCUAUGUCUUGUUGAUAUUCAAUCGACUACAUCCGACGUGGCGUUUCACGACUAAAGACAACACGAUGUACAUGUCCUCACGGAGAAAGUGUUUGAACCUGGUGUGGGUUGGGACGAUCGUGGCGCUGUGCUUGUACCUGGGCAACCUGGCGCUGCAACGACCAACCGGUGCGUUAGAUAGAGAGCUGCAGCAUCCAAAACUACGAGCGGGAAAACACAAGACAGAAGCCCCGCAGAUGAUUCGGAUCAUCGGGCUUGAAGGGGAAGAAGAACGCACAGGAGAAGAAAAGGAGACGGUCACAAACUCCUUAAACGAACCAGAACGUCUUGACGAUCCCAAAGACAAGCCGACGGAAGGUUUCAAACCGGUACAGCCACAAGUGCCAGAGGUUGUGAUCCCCAAAGUGCCGCCAAAACUUGACCUCCAGAAACCCGGCGGGGUCACCUGGGUCAAGGCCAACCACAAGGGCGUCCCAGUGGUGGAGGAUGGCAUCUACUGGGCCAGGAAAAUAGAGGGGAAAAUUCCCUCAGGCCAUAGUGUGGGCACCAUGCACAUGAAGCGGCACGCGAUGCGCCACCUGCCUGUGGAGGAGGUACUGCAGGCGCGGUACGGCGGAUGUGGACACGGGGCGGACAGAGUGCUCAGGCUGUCUGAUGACUCCUGGCUGUGUGCUAGAUACAGGGAUCCAACCACCCUGCAAGGGGAGAUGCUCUCCUUUCUACUAGGAAGGCUACUGGGCAUGCGCAACGUUCCAACAGUGGUGCUGUCCCAGGUGAACUUCACCGCCAUCCCGGAGCACCUGCUGUUCCUCCUGACGGCCGCUGGGUGGCAGGACAAGCACAUCGUCGGCAUGGUGGACUGGCAAGGAGACUUCAUCGAGACACUGUUUCCUCAUCAUAUCUUGGACGAUUCGGAAACGAGGCUGGGGACGGUUUCACCAAUGAACAGACGGAUGCGACUGAUGUCCGUCUCCGACCUGGUGGCGCUUGCGCAGUGGUCCGACCUCCUGGUGUUCGACUACAUCCUCUUCAACAAUGACAGACUGGUGAGAAACCUGUACCUCGCGCAGACCAACAGCACGAAGUACUUCCACGAGCCGGUUAAGAACGUUCGGCGCUCCGGGAGCAACAACGGGCUCUGGUACACCAACAAUGGCGACCAACUCAUAACCUCGUUCUCGUGGCUGGCCGGCAUUGCGCCUUCACGCGGAGAGGUGGACUAUACCAUUAUGAAAACCUUACAUGAGGACCUCCUGAAAACAACUUGUUUGUUCCGCAGAGAAACCGUUUUACACAUUGAAAAGCUUUACGCGACACGAAACGCAGCUGAUAUACUAUUUAAAGAACUUAGAGAGAAAGAACCUCACGGAAAGUCCUUGCCGCCAUUGCCACGUGACCUUGACUUCGGAGAGGUACUCCAGAAGCGGAUAGAUGACGUCUACCUGCACUUCCAGCGCUGUCGCCAGGCGGCGGAUCUCGUGAUGUCACAGCUCAAGGACACCUCAUCGCUUGUGGUGAAGAAAGACAAGAGAGUUAAAAAGAACAGACAUGAAAAUCUGUGA